AUGGGUACAGCUAAAAGAACUAAGAGACAGAGUUUAAUGCGUGAGGUGCGUCCUGAAAUGUUUCAAGAUAAUGAAGCAUCUAAUCAAUUAUCAUUUAAAGUAAAUAAACAACAAAAGAAAGGAACCACAAAUGCUGCACCAAAUAAAAAGGAACAAAGAAAAGCCUUAUUAUAUGGAUCACAAAGAAAGGAAAAGCAGAAGCAAAAGCAAUUAGAAAAAAAUUUAAAUAUACCUGAAUUGAAUAAGAGUAUUAUUCCUGGUUUGAGAUUAAAAAGUGGUAAAAAGGGUAAAAAAUUAUUGAAAGAUCAUGAUAGCUUAAUUUUACAAAGAUUAGUGAAAAGUGUUGGUGAUAAACAAGAUGAAGUUGACGAAAGUAAAUUAGAAAAGGCUAGAAGAUUAGAGGAAAUUAGAGAAUUGAAAAGGAAAGAAAUAGAAAGAAGAGAAAUGGAGAAACAAACAAAAUUAGAAGAAAAAAAGGAUGAAAUUAAAAAUAAGUCUAGUGUUGCAAGAACAUUGCGUAGAAAAAAUAAAAGGGAACUAAUUAAAAAGCAGCAUGCAACUACUGGUUAUGAAGAUAAUAAAGAUAAGCCUGUUAGUAAAGAGAAAAAAAGCGUUAAAUUUGCUUAG
Molecule: messenger RNA, 627 nt
Organism: Saccharomycodes ludwigii
Lineage: Eukaryota; Fungi; Ascomycota; Saccharomycetes; Saccharomycodales; Saccharomycodaceae
Product: Loc1p
Exons: 1
Coding region: 1-627 (208 amino acids)
Biological process (GO): intracellular mRNA localization; ribosomal large subunit biogenesis
Cellular component (GO): nucleolus; preribosome, large subunit precursor
Molecular function (GO): mRNA binding
Source: RefSeq, a predicted model, not a curated record